CCAAAACCCAUCCUGCCCACUGUUACUAUGAGGCGCUCUACUCGUAUUCUCAUUUUACUAGUGAUAGACGUUGUGUUCUUUUUCGUUGAGCUCAUCGUCGGAUAUGCGGUCGGCUCGCUCGCUCUUGUCGCGGACAGCUUCCAUAUGCUGAACGACGUUCUGAGCCUUGUAGUUGCGUUGUACGCAAUUAAGCUUACGAAUCAGCCCCGUAUCGACUCAAAGUACUCCUAUGGCUGGCAUCGCGCGGAGAUCUUAGCAGCACUCAUCAACGGCGUCUUCCUCCUCGCACUCUCUUUUUGGAGGCUGUCGGGAGAUUCUUCUCGACACCAGGUGAGCACAACGAUAGUUACUGGCCCAUCAGUAAAUAACACGCGAGAUUUAGAGAUAUCACAGCCUCGUCUCGUCGUGAUAGUCGGCUCCCUUGGAUUGGCAUCGAACAUAGUUGGGCUCAUUCUCUUCCAUGAACAUAGCCAUGCGCACGAUCACAGUAAGACUGCCCCCGUCACGCAUACACCUAGCGUCCGCAGACGGAGUGGAAGCGAUUCCAGUCGUACCUCGCUUUUCGGCCUCCCUGCGGCGACACGUCAGUAUAUGGUGCAAACUCUGAACGAAGCCGCUCGUGCGGAGUCUUCAAGGGAAGAUGGUGGCCAUGAAUCCUUCGUCGACGAGCAUACUGCGUUGUUAGGGCCGGGACAGUCCCAGGAUGGAAGUGACCCGGAGGUGCGGCAUGGAAAUAGCUCACGUAGUGCGACCUCGGGUCACGGCCACGGCUCAAUGAACAUGCGCGCCCUGCUCCUGCACGUUUUCGGCGACGCCCUCGGAAACGUCGGCGUCAUUGCCACGGGGCUUGUCAUCUGGCUCACGCACUGGAGCUGGAAAUACUAUUUUGACCCCAUCAUCAGCCUGGUCAUUACCGUUAUCAUUUUCUCUUCUGCUCUACCUCUUGUGCGGAGCACGGCCUUCAUUCUCCUCCAAGGUGUCCCAACCACAGUGUCGCUUGAUGAAGUCCGCUCCGCAAUUCUCGCAGUCGAUGGCGUGCUGUCGCUCCACGACUUACACGUCUGGCAGCUAUCAGAGAGCAAGAUCGUCGCUUCCGUCCACGUGAUGGCGUCUAGGAAGCACGAUUUUAUGCCAGUUGCCGCAGAUAUCAGAAAAGCUUUGCACGAGCACGGCAUUCAUUCGAGCACCAUCCAGCCGGAAUACCAAUCACAUAACGUAACACCCCGGGAACCGUCAGAGACGGACAGUAACAACUGCUUGAUACUGUGCCCGCCAGAUCAGACGUGCGCUGCGGACAAUGCCUGCUGCCCACCUCCGCCAGCUCAAGAAGUCUGAACAGAAAUCAACAUUGCAGCUGUUGUCCUUGGUGGGUUAGAUAACCACUUUCAUUGCUAUCUGGUUAACUAGUUGAUCGUGAGGCCGUCCUCGGUCAGUUGCGCUCCGCUUGAAAUCAUAAGAUAUGUCUGCUGCAUUGCAGAGCGCAUUUGUAUUAUGCCAUCAUUCGAUUUGCAACUCCUGUGUCGAAUUAGCUGCCUUAUAGCCUGGCUUCACUCUAAUUUGAACA
Messenger RNA from Phanerochaete carnosa HHB-10118-sp, 1564 nucleotides. RefSeq lists its product as uncharacterized. NCBI's taxonomy places the organism in Eukaryota, Fungi, Basidiomycota, Agaricomycetes, Polyporales, Phanerochaetaceae. Bases 28 to 1335 code for a protein of 435 amino acids. The transcript is spliced from 8 exons. Gene Ontology annotation, cellular component: membrane. The record is from RefSeq and is a predicted model, not a curated record. Gene Ontology annotation, molecular function: zinc ion transmembrane transporter activity. Gene Ontology annotation, biological process: intracellular zinc ion homeostasis; zinc ion transmembrane transport.